This is a messenger RNA of Geodia barretti, 3822 nucleotides long. NCBI's taxonomy places the organism in Eukaryota, Metazoa, Porifera, Demospongiae, Tetractinellida, Geodiidae. The record is from the annotation of a GenBank genome assembly.
UUGCACGUUCUUCAUUUCUGUUUGUUGAUCGUGCUUGCUCGGGGAUGGUCGAGCGGUGCCCCGACGGAAGCAUGCAGCGAUAUUUACCCGGCAGGCCACAACGGAACCAACUCGCUAGAUCUGCAGGCAAACCCGUACCGGCUAGAUCUGGCGGCAUUUGAUGAGCUCGGAGGAACACUUUACUAUGUUGCAGAUCAGUCUUACAAGAUUGUGCUGAGUGGGAUGUCAGGAGAAGAGUUCAAGGGGUUUCUGGUGCAGGCUAGAACAUUGGCUGAUAACUCUCCUGUUGGACAGUUCAUUUCCCUGGGACCAGACCAACAGCUCAGUGAUUGUGUGCCAGAGGAAUCUGCAGUAACCCACAUAAAUGCAAGUCUCAAGACUCGAGUUUCUUUGACGUGGGGAGCACCUGACAAUGGACGUGGACAACUAAAGUUCUUGUUUGCAGUUGUUGACAGCAUCAACACAUUCUGGGUCCCUGCUGUGACCAUCACACUACACCCCUGUGAGUUCCCAGUGUAUGUACAUGAUGGGCAGUGUGUUGAAACCUGCCCUCCAGCAAUGUUUGGGAAUCAUACGACACAUCGGUGUGAACUAUUGCCUUCAGACUACAACGUAGCACUGAAUGCUACUGCCUACUAUGCCAAGAUACUCAGCAAUCAUCCACUCAAUACACCCGUCUUCAGAAUCAAGGCCAUCAUUUCAGCUGAUUCAAACCCCGCUAGCAUAGCAAUAGUCUUUUUCCAAACCCCGGCAAUUCAAAAUAUAUUGGAGUUGGAGGGAGGUAGUUUUGAUACAAUAUUCAUAUCAGCUGCUGACUUGGUAACAAGGGGGAGUGAGUCUGUGUACGAGACAUCUAUCAACCUCAUACAACAUCCAUUCUCCGAGUUUUACGAUGCAGCUUAUCCGAUAAAGUUUAACCUCAGUAUUUAUCUACUUGCAGGUGGCUACUCUGAAGUGUACUCAGCAGGGUUGGGAUACAUAGCCUGCGGUCUCCCUCUGUAUGAGAGUGUUGGUCAUUGUGUGGAGACAUGUCCUGAUGGACAGUUUGGUAAUGGAAGUAUCACCACUCUCACUGGAACCUGUGAUCCAUUUCCUGCUGAUCGCAGUGUAGCCCUGAAUGCCACAGUGUACUAUGCCCAGAUAUACAGGAACAAUUCACAGUCUACACCAGUCUUCACUGUCAGAGCUAUCGUCAAUGCAUCCUUACCUCAAAUCAACAGCUUGGUAAUCACCUUACACGAAGACGAAAAUAGCGUUAGCCCAAUGAUUACUAGGUCAGAGAGUGAUCUUGUGACAGUGGGUAAUCAGAGAGUUACUGAUUUCUCAUUCCUGGCAAGCAAUCUGUACACCCGUUUUAACGAGGAGGAUUUCCCCGUGGAAUGGUUUAUUACCAUCAACCUCACAGUCAGUCUGCCUAGUCAGACCCUACACGACACAUCCAGGGGACUAGUAAAGAUUUGUCUCUCUCCAGAGUUUUGUGGGAAUGAACCAGUGAAGUCUCCAACAUAUUGUGAUCCAACUCUUUGCUCUAAUGGAGGUAACUGCACUGUGACGGGUGACAGCUAUUACUGUGAGUGUGCCAUGUGCUGGACAUGGGAAAACUGCACUGAGUUUUUAGAAGAGUGUAGUACACCAAUCACACCCAGCCCUACUCCUACUACUCUGUCUUGUGAUCCAAACCCUUGCUCUAAUGGAGGGAGCUGUAGUAAGGUGAACGGGAGCUCUUACUGUGACUGUGCCAUUUGCUGGACUGGGGACAACUGCACACAGAUUGCAGAUGAAUGUACUGACACUCGCUGCACUACUGAGUGUCUGAAUGGUGGAACUUGUAUUCUAACAGAAAACUCAGAAUCACUCUGCGACUGUGUAAUAGGCUUUACUGGCAGCACGUGUGAGACUAAACUCCCUUCUUGCCCAGUACACUACUGCCACAAUGGAGGGACGUGCUUUCUGGUUCAUGGGCAAAGUGUUUGCCUCUGCCGGCCUCAGUUCACAGGUAGCCAAUGUGAGACAGUGCUGUGUGAGGCAGAAGCAGAUGUACCGGUGUACCCUGGUAGUAGUGUGACCUACAGUUGGUCGUGGACAGAAGGAGGGAGGAGCCAGACUCAGCCCUGUCCUGACAUUUGCCAGGAGCUCAUUGACUAUCCUUCAGGAGCAGUGGUGGAGAGACUGUGUCAUGGAGACAGUGGCCAGUGGCUGGGCACCGACUUCACUGCCUGUGGACUCACCAUCACUUCUCUACAGCUCUGUGAAGCUAGCCAGGGAAAGAGUGGUGUAGAGCUGGCUGCUACAGUGGUUCAAGUAUCAAGUAAUGCGUCAGCUCUAGAAUCUCCCACCAUCGCUGUGAUUAGUAGCAUCAUUGAUAACCUAACUGAAUCUGCUAUUGGGGACACACAGGUUCGUGAGGCAUUUUUGAGUAUUGUAGACAAUGUGUUGGAUGCAAGCACCAGUGAGUUACUGAUGAGUCAGACACUGGCCAAUUCUUCUACCAUAAUACUUCAGGCUUUGGAAAGUUUCCUUGAGCGUGUGCCACUGGACAAUGACACAGGCAGUGUUACUUUAACGCGGACAAACUUUGGGGUCAUAGCAUUGAGCAUCAGUGGACUCUACCACACAGAAUCAAUCACACAGCUAUCAUUCAAUGCUGACCUGGGACCUGUGGAGACUGCUUAUUAUGACAACUCAACUAUCUCCCCAGAACAGCUCUUAGUCCACUCUGGGGAUCCUCCGGCUAGUACAACUGGAGUCAUCUCUCUUCAAGACCUGGGCACAUGCCCUGAGAACAGAGAAAAUGAGAGGAUAGUCUACUCAGUUUUUAGAACCAACGCUCUCUUUCUCACUCCAGAAACUGCUUGCAACCUGUCUGCCAUAGGCUCUAUAGUACUGGGAGUGAAGAAGAGUGGCAGUAAAAACUGUAGUUCUCAGUCUGUGAUUGUGGAUUUACAGCAACUCAACAAGGUCUGUAAAAUGAUGCACAAUACAGCCAGUCGGGAGCCUACAUGUUCACACUAUAAUGAUGGAGCUGGGAAGUGGUCUUCCGAAAAUUGUAAGAAAGUAAGCAGCAGUGGAGGAAGAACAAAGUGUGACUGCUCACAACUUGGACAUUUUGGCUUGCUCUUUGACCUACAUCCUGAUGAGCCCCUAUCUCCACUUGCACUGGCUAUUAUCUCUUACAUUGGAGCCGGUUUCUCUAUUCUCUGUCUCUCAUUAUUCCUUCUCACCUUCCUGAGCUCAAAGACUCUUCGAAGGAAGGAGCAUGGGAAGAUUCUGAUCAACAUCAGUGUGUCUCUCCUCUGUCUGUAUGUGGUGUUUGUGGUGGCCGGUCUGGUGACGUCAGUGGAGCCUCUCUGUGGCCUGGUGGCCGCUCUCUUCCACUACAUCAUGUUGGUCUUCUUUGGCUGGACCGCAGCUGAGGCUGUCUUCCUCUACCACAAGUUGGCAGUGGUACUGGGAAACCCAAUUCAACACUAUGUCUGGAAGGCUGGACUUACAGUUUGGUUGGUUCCUCUUCUGAUUACUGUUAUUUCUGUGGGACCAGGAUACGAGUACUAUGUCAACCCUUACUACUGCAGGGCAACAGAGUGGCCAUUUUGGCUGGGACACAUCUUGCCAUUCUCCAUCAUAAACAUAUUCAACUGGAUUGUCUUUUCUGUUAUCAUGGCUCAACUGAUUCGCAGAAGGAUGGCUGUGAAAGUCAACGUCGACCAGAGUAAGAAAGAAAACUCGAGGCAGAACUUCUUCAUUGCAGUUGGACUGUCGCUGUUGCUGGGACUUGGCUGGGGAUUUGGACUCACCGCCACCAGCUCCGACCUCAAAGAACUG